AUGUCUGCUGCGGUCAAUAAGGCCCAAGAGGUCGAUAAGGCCCAGGCCCAAAUCAAUGAGCUUCUGGAAGAGAUAGACCUGCGCAAGUUCAUUUACGACGAUAUCCUACAAACUAAGGGUGACUGCGAAGAGGCGAGGGACGAGUUGGCAACCAUCAAGUCGCAGGAAGCCCAACUGAGGAGGUUCUUGGGGGAGAAAAGUCCCCCUAUAGAAAAUGCUGUGGCUCCGCCCAUAGUGUCACCUCGUCCGUCAACGCCACGCUUUGUUCCUACGCCUGCGCCUGCACCUGCACCUGCUAUGCCGUCUGGUGGGUAUACUGGAUUCGCUGGAUUUGCCGAAGAGCCACAUUGGCCCUCCACAGGACCAUCCCCGUUUGCCACCGUGUCUCCGGCCCUAGGAAAUGGUUCAAGCUCAUCAGCACUGCCGUCCAUUGAGGAGUCUCGGAAACGCCCGCGUCCGACAUCUGGAUCAUCACCCCCGGUUCAGGGUUCAGCGAAAAGAAGCGCGCCCCCGCAAUCCUUUUCACGCCGCUCGAAGCUCGAGGAGAUAGAAGCUCGACACAAAAGUGAAGUUGAGAGCAAUAGAACUCAGUACAGGAAUCUGAUGAAUGCGGCACUGGACGAUAACGAACGCGAAGACCUUGCAACUGAGCUUGACAUGAUGGAAAGUGAAAUCAACUCGCAAUUCCAACUCGAGAAAGAUGGUGCGCUAGCUCGCGCGCUUCAACAUGAGGAGGAUGUUGUCUCCCUCCCGGCGCCGAAUCCUUUACAACGGCCUUCUUGGAAUAUGCCUCAUCGUACCCAAAUGGUUAAGCGAGAACCCGGCCUGGGCAGCACUGUCACCCCUGCACUCUACAUUCCCGGGUCUUCGUAUAGCCAACAGAAUUCGAGUUCCGACGAUGGGUUCGAGGAGAUUUCGGCCGAUUCUUUCAACUCUCGCACAGGCAGGCAGCCAGCCUUUGGCAACCCCUAUUUACCAUCAUCUUCUUCAUAUUCUAAACCCGAUUAUUCAUUGAGCCGCUUCCCGCCAGACUACUCGUCGUCAAGUACCAGGCCUCUUCCGUGGAGCUCGCCAUACAUGACAUCUGCACGGGAGGCUAUGAAAUUGCCAAGUACCAUGGCAAACAUGCCAGGGGCGUAUCCAGGGGCAUAUUCAGGGGCGCCAUAUUCAGGGAUGUACACUGGGAAAUAUAACCCAUAUGACAAGUAUGACAAGUUUGAGAAGGCUUUCGACUUGGUUCGCAGAUAA
Molecule: messenger RNA, 1248 nt
Organism: Penicillium olsonii
Lineage: Eukaryota; Fungi; Ascomycota; Eurotiomycetes; Eurotiales; Aspergillaceae
Source: the annotation of a GenBank genome assembly